Messenger RNA from Clunio marinus, 459 nucleotides. Lineage: Eukaryota; Metazoa; Arthropoda; Insecta; Diptera; Chironomidae. The record is from the annotation of a GenBank genome assembly.
AUGCGCGCUCCAGAUGUUCAUGAUGGGAAGAAAUCACAUGAAGGAGGAAGAAACCUACCGGAACCGAGUGAAGCCAAAAAAAUAGUUUAUACCAUCAAAACUUUCACAAUUUUCGUUGCAUCAAUAGGAUAUCGAUACCAAUAUCCGUUCAGUAUUGUAACAAGUUUCAAUGCACAUUUUCAACCAGCUCUCCACAGUCGUUAUGGCACGAGAGUUACAAGGAAACAAAAACCAUUCUUACAACACAUUCUUCCGAUAUAUUUGUGGGAACUAAUUAAUCAUGCAAUAUUUACAACGAAACUUUACAAGUGGAUCGAAAUUAGAAAAUUACUUACGAAUAUUGGACAUCAAAUUAAGGGACAGUUUCUGAUCAGGCUACUUUACUCUACUUUUCCCACCAUUCUUCAUUCCAUUACAAGUCCAUCAGAUAUAUCUGUUGGUAUUACCAUAAGAGGUUAA